Beauveria bassiana ARSEF 2860 is the source of this 624-nucleotide messenger RNA. RefSeq lists its product as uncharacterized. The coding region runs from base 1 to 624 and encodes 207 amino acids. Gene Ontology annotation, cellular component: mitochondrial outer membrane. Gene Ontology annotation, molecular function: nascent polypeptide-associated complex binding. NCBI's taxonomy places the organism in Eukaryota, Fungi, Ascomycota, Sordariomycetes, Hypocreales, Cordycipitaceae. The record is from RefSeq and is a predicted model, not a curated record. The transcript is spliced from 3 exons.
AUGACCUGCGAGCUUUCCCGCCAUCUUCUUGCCGACCUUCUGACGUUGCGCAACCUGUUUAAAACAUCCAAAUCUGCUGUCUGCUCCUCAGUUCACGAUACUCUUGCUCGUUUGUCAUACGCCAACGCCGCCGCCAAGGGCCCCAAGCAGUCCCCCUCCGAGGCUGCCGCUCCCCCUCUUCCUGAAGUCAUCCCCAACGAGUCAGCCUCCACCUCGUCGCUGAUUGACGUCGACAUGCCCAGCGUGCACACAGUGCCGUCCGACUUUGUGGAGCAGGACGUCAAGACGGAGACGCAGGCGAACCGCAUCGAGCGCGAGGCCGAAGCCGCCAAGGCCAAGGCUGAGCGCGCCCGCAAAAACGCCGCCGCCGAGGCCAAAAAGGCCGACUCGUGGAUCACCAAGCAGGUCUCGCAACUCUCGGACGGUGCUGCCUCGGGCGUCGCUCUCGCCAACCUUGCCGCGUUUGUCGGCGUUGGCUCCUACCUUGGCUACCAGGGCUGGAACCUGUACCAGAGAGGCAACCUCGACGGCAAGGCGGUCGGCCUGGGUGUCGGCAUUCUGGCCGCCGCGGGUGCCGCUCAUGCGGUGGUGGGAAGCUAUCUCUACCGCGGAAAGAAGAACUAG